UAAGUAGAUUUGGGGUUUGUCUCAAAAAAUACAUUUCUAUCCUAAUACCAAUCGUAACCUAAUUUUUUAUACACCAGUCGUUUGUGUCUUAGUAGAGCCUUUUCUCUUUGGGAUACAUUAAAAAAAAGAAAAUGACAAUUGCCAUCUGUCAAAGAUCGCGCCAAAAUUUAUUUAUUGUAGGUUUGAUUUUUGUUUUUGGGAAUUCGAAUUUGGACUAAAAUUUUCUGUGUAACGUAGUAAAGAACUAUCAACAAGUAAGAACUAAUUCAGUAGUCAGUAAUUAUCUAGGUAAAUUUAGAUUUAGUCAUACGUGUAAUAUCUAAUAGUAGUUAUGGAUUUGAAAAUUAAAAGAAAGUCCAAUAAAACUGUUAUUACUGGCAGUCUUGUUGAAAAUUAUCCACACGACUUGCAAAUGUAUAAAGUUCCACCGACAGAAAAUAUAUCACUGCAUGAGUUUGAAGCUCUUGCGUUAGAAAGGCUCACUCUAUUAAGAUGUUUAAGCACAGCAACAACUUUAAAGGGUCUCAGACCGUACUCCGAAGAAUGGACGGAAUUCGUUCUUAACGACUUAAAAACACAAGGGUUGAAGUAUUACGCGAGAUUGUGUGAGAAGUCUAGUUGUGGAACGCAAGAUGUUGCAAGCUUACAAGCAAGGCGUAAAGAUCAUAUCGCCCAUUUCAUACUGCGUUUAGCAUAUUGUAGAACUGAGGAACUGCGCCGAUGGUAUAUCGCACGGGAACUGGAGUUGUUCAAAAUGAGGUUCAUUACAAUGAAGAGUGAUGCUGUUGAUGCUUUUUUUAACCAAAACAAUCUUUGUUACACAAGCAUAUCAGAUGAUGAAAAAAAUGAGCUCAUCAAGUAUUUAAGAGAAUCUACAUUUCAUCAGAGCACUCAGAAUAUAGAAACCUUUAAGUUUUAUAAGGUAAAGUUUUUUGAAGUUCUUGAUUUGGUAAAGGCGAGGAAAGUGUACCUUAAAGGUGGAUAUGCUUACAUUCCCCAUAAAGAUUUCAUAUCUGUUCUUUCAGCACAAUUUAGGACACAUCUACGGCAAAGCUUGGCUAUUGCUUGCCAACAUUUAGGUGAAAUAGAACAAGAUGAGAGGCUUGUGUCACUACUUAAAGGGUUACACCAGUCUUACUCUGGUAAUGAUUUCAUUAGCAAUACCAAGAUUGUUAUACCAAUAGAGAGUAUAGAUUCCCUGUCUGUGAAAUCUUUCCCCUUGUGUAUGAGACAAUUACAUGAGAAUUUACGUUCAGCCCACCAUUUGAAGCAUGGAGGCAGACUACAGUAUGGACUUUUCUUAAAAGGAAUAGGUGUAACAUUAGAAGAUUCGCUUAGAUUCUGGCGAGAGGAGUUCACUAAAAUCAUGGAGUUGGACAAAUUUGAAAAACAAUAUGCAUAUAACAUAAGGUACAAUUAUGGUAAAGAAGGUAGCAAGAAGAACUACACUCCUUUCAACUGUUUGAGAAUUAUUACCAACAAUGUGGGACCUGGAGAGUGUCAUGGUUGCCCAUUUAGACACAGCGAUAUAAAUAUUUUAAAAAAUAAAUUAAAAGGAUAUGGGCUUGAAGGACAAGCUGUCAAUGAUAUACUGGAUGUCACUAAGAAAGGACAUUUCCAGAUUGCCUGCAGUAAAUAUUUUGAUACAGUCCACAAUACAGGUCUUGAUUUGGGUAUAAAUCAUCCAAAUCAGUUCUUUGAAGAAAGUCAAAAGCUUUUACAAGGUGAAAUUAAAGUAGUACCUAAAAAGGAACCUAAACCGAGCAAUAACAUUAAGAAGGAACAAGACAACUUUGAAGAUAUGGACCUUGAUGAGAUAACUGAGUGGAAAGAAACUUGAUGUUAUUCAAAUAAAAGUUUAUUUUACAAUAUUAA
Messenger RNA from Pararge aegeria (speckled wood butterfly), 1875 nucleotides. It is a transcript of the gene Prim2, whose product is annotated as DNA primase large subunit. Gene Ontology annotation, cellular component: alpha DNA polymerase:primase complex. The transcript has 2 exons. The record is from RefSeq and is a predicted model, not a curated record. Gene Ontology annotation, biological process: DNA replication, synthesis of primer. Lineage: Eukaryota; Metazoa; Arthropoda; Insecta; Lepidoptera; Nymphalidae. The coding region runs from base 332 to 1840 and encodes 502 amino acids.